CUGCGUCACACCACAUGCUUAGAUUCUAAAUGACUAGAUGUUGAGGUGACAGUGAGUUUCGAUAAUAGUUUAGGCCAGACUGAUGACAAAAUGUCUGUGUUUCACGAUGAAAUAGAGAUUGAGGACUUUGAAUAUGACGAGGACACAGAAACGUAUUAUUUUCCCUGUCCCUGCGGAGACAAAUUCGCCAUUACUAAAGAGGAUCUGGAGAACGGGGAGGACGUGGCGACAUGUCCGAGCUGCUCGCUCAUUGUUAAAGUCAUCUACGAUAAGGAGUUGUUCAUGUCUGGCGAAAUCAUCGAAGCUCCUUUGGCUUCAGAAUCCAAACUGGAGCUGGUUCGGUCCUGAACUACUGCCUCUGAAAACCACGGACUGGUCCUUUUUAAAAACACUUAAUUUAUGCACAGAGACACUUUGAACUGAACCUGAGUCUGAAGCAAGUUUCAGGGGAUUUAAACUUCUCCUUCAGUGGUUUUAGCUCAUUUACUACAGACUUCAUUUCUUGUCAUAAACCUUUGCACUUUUAGAUUUCUAAAAGUUGUUACUCUGUUUUUGGUCUUAAAUUAACGCUCAGUAAAAUCUGAGAUCUUCAUCACAUCAUUGAAGCUUGAUUUAAAUUGUUUGGUUAAUUGAGAAACUGGUGUGUUCGGUUGCAGACUCUUUACUGGCACUUUUUUAACUGAAGAAAUGUGUUUUGUGUGGUGUUCGUUUGUGUUUGCUCUUUGUCUUCAGGGAGUUUGAUCAAAAUAUUCAUAAAAAGAUGGACAUAUCUUCUCACUAUGAAUAAUAUCUAAAAAUAAAUAGAUGAAAAUAAUAAAAUACAAAUGUGACAAAUUAUGAAAGGCUGAUAUUUAUAAAAUACUAAAAUAGCAAAUAGUAUAAAACAAAUUUAGUAUAAUACAAGUAAUGAA
Molecule: messenger RNA, 911 nt
Organism: Monopterus albus (swamp eel)
Lineage: Eukaryota; Metazoa; Chordata; Actinopteri; Synbranchiformes; Synbranchidae
Gene: dph3
Product: diphthamide biosynthesis 3
Exons: 3
Coding region: 91-348 (85 amino acids)
Biological process (GO): protein histidyl modification to diphthamide
Molecular function (GO): metal ion binding
Source: RefSeq, a predicted model, not a curated record